GACGAUUCUGAUCCGCGUCUUCUCUCUCGCCGGCUGAAAGCUCCCUGGCGUUUCUGCCAACAAACAGGCACUUACAGACACAGCACGGACUUCGCUGCAGGCCAAUUGACAUGCACCCACCACCACAACCAUCCCCUGUCGCCUCGCAUCCCUGUCCCCGCAUUCAAUGAGACCCUCCAACGUCAUUUUCUUUGCAGAUCCCAAACUCCCACCGCCGACCCAACCGCAUGGCCCCGUGAUCCUCAAAAGAGAACGAAGAUAGAGAGAGAAAAGCGAUCAGAUCGGGUAUAGCAUUCCAGACCGCGAACCGGCGAUAUUUGGGAGCACCUAAAUUGUUAAACUAAACCCCAGCCAGAAUGCCUCCUCCGUCAAAGCUCAGAGCAGACGUUGAGCCUCCGGACCAAGUCACAGAUGAAGGCAUCAAAGGGUUCUUGACCGGUGCAGUGCGGUUUGGCUCCCUCUCUAUCAUCGCCCAUUUAAUCCUCAUCCUUCCCCAUCCGAUGCAUUUCGCUGACCACACCCCCGCGCCUCCAUCGCCUUCGUCCGCCUCGUCUUCUCCAUUCCGUGGACGACGGCCCAUCAACCUCGCCUCCGUCUACCGCCCGCUCAUGUCCAUCUCCGAGUCAAUUGCCCCGAUAUCAAGGGUUUACCGCGGCCUGACGCCACAGUUCAAAGUCUUCCUACAGAUCUCGGCGAUGACGUUUGGCGGGUGUAUCUGGGCGGAGAAGAGGGUGCAGGAGUACUUGGACGUUAUGAGGAAAGUCAAGCGCGCGAAGAGGAGGGUGGAAACGGAGGAUGAUUGAAUUGAGUAGGAGUGUUUCACUCUUUCUCACUCAUUCCGAGAAGGGCCUUUUUACCCUCCUAGAUGGAGAUGGAUUGGUCAAUUCGAGGGGCACAUUUUGCAUUUUGGGGGUUUCAGACCAUUGCUAGGAUAGGAUUACUUGGGACGGGAUUUCUAACGGCUAUUCACCUCUCUUUUUGUUUAUUGUUAUUCCUUUGGAAUACGUGUACAUAUAACUACUUACCCCUCCGCACUGUCUAGGCGUUCGGGUUGUCGGGAUCGGGAAAAUGCUGUCAUUCGCAGCUUGACAAGAUUGCUGUGCUCCCCCUUUUCGGCUUUUUGUUUUAUUUUUGGUGUGUUUGUCUUUGGGAAAUGCUGUAUGUUACAGCUACCAAGAAUGCCUUGAUGGUUCCAAAAGUUCAAGAUAAUUCACCGGAAGUUCAUUGAGGAGGGGGCUACUCUCUGUGGUCGUCUGCAUGGCAAGGAGGUUAACCCUCCAGCGAAAAUCCGCAUCCGCGAUGAUGAGAUUAACCACGUUUGAUCGUUUUUCAUAUCUGAAUUGCCAGUCAAUAAAGGUCUGGUACCCUCCA
Molecule: messenger RNA, 1371 nt
Organism: Coccidioides immitis RS
Lineage: Eukaryota; Fungi; Ascomycota; Eurotiomycetes; Onygenales; Onygenaceae
Exons: 2
Coding region: 357-803 (148 amino acids)
Source: RefSeq, a predicted model, not a curated record